AUGCCCGUUGCGUCUUCGGCUCCUCCGAUUGUGCUGAGAUCUUCUUGCUUCUCUUCCUACGGUUAUUACACCUCACCGGCCUUUCAUCCUGUGAUACCCGAUCUUCCAAAUCCUGGCCUGACUAGGGCUAACUCUCCGAUACAUGAGGGUAAAAAUACUUCCAAGUUCCGUCCAUCGCCGGCAGUCAACUUGAACGUCCUUACGAGAAAGCUUCCCGAAAGUCUAAGCCAGAAACUCGAUCCCACCCGUAGAACACGAGUGGACCACCUUGCGACAUGUGAUUCGACAUUCACCGCACCCCCCAGAAUCUUCGUCAGCCAAUAUAAAUAUCUCUGGAAGGAAAUCCCAUUCACCAGAGAGGGCUUUGGUGGAGCCGAUAUCACUGGAGGGGACAGUUUUCCUACAAUCCAGGACAAGGGAUCUAGACGAUGCGGCGUUUCAUUUUUUUUAAUGUUUUGCGCUGAAUUGGUUGAUCAGUUCUGCAUCCGCCAGGAGGUCUUUUUUUCAACAACGGAAGGGAAGAGGAAGUCUGGAGCGAUCCGAUCUUUGAAAACCCGGUAUCCGAUACAGACGGCGUGCGGCCUAGCUGGACGAUAG
Molecule: messenger RNA, 597 nt
Organism: Guyanagaster necrorhizus
Lineage: Eukaryota; Fungi; Basidiomycota; Agaricomycetes; Agaricales; Physalacriaceae
Exons: 4
Coding region: 1-597 (198 amino acids)
Source: RefSeq, a predicted model, not a curated record